Plectropomus leopardus (leopard coralgrouper) is the source of this 534-nucleotide messenger RNA. Lineage: Eukaryota; Metazoa; Chordata; Actinopteri; Perciformes; Serranidae. The record is from RefSeq and is a predicted model, not a curated record.
AUGGGCAAGGUAAGUACUAUUAUCUUUUACGAGGACAAGAACUUCCAGGGUCGGAGCUAUGAGUGCAGCAAUGACUGCACGGACCUUCACUCGUACUUCAGCCGCUGUAACUCCAUCCGGGUGGAGAGCGGCUGCUUCAUGAUCUAUGAGCGACCCAACUUCAUGGGCCACCAGUACUUCAUGAGGAGGGGAGAGUACUCGGACUACCAGAGGUGGAUGGGCUUCAGUAGCUGUAUCCGCUCGUGCAGGAUGAUUCCACUGUAUCGAGGUUCCUACAGAUUGCGUAUCUACGAGAAGCCUGACUUCAGCGGUCACAUGAUGGAGUUCAUGGAUGACUGUCCCUGUGUGUCUGACCGUUUCCAUCACCGCCACGUCUACUCCAGUAAUGUUAUGAAUGGCUUCUGGAUCUUCUAUGAGUACCCCAACUACCGAGGCAGACAGUACUUCCUGAGGCCCGGCGAGUACAGGAGGUACCGCGACUGGUGCGCCACCUGCGCCAUCGUCGGCUCCUUCAGGAGGGUCACCGAAUUUUAG